AUGAAACAUGUGCAGGGUGAGAUUUUCAAGCUGAGCAAAACCAGUGAAGUGUGAAAUUGAAGGAGGUAUCAUGUGCUCUUUCCAUGUGGGGAAUAAUAUCUUUGUCAACUGAGGAGCAUUAAGAGGCAAGACAUCAUUGAAUUUGAGAUGGCCGCGAUGUUCAACAAUAGUGAGUUUCGGGGCAGAAAUCGUAACAUUCCAUUCGUUGAAACAAUCAGUCACCUCUAGACAGCGAAGGGAUGUAGCAACAAUCUCAAACUUAUAUGGCAAUGUGCACCUUCUCAAGCACAAGAAUUCAAGAUAGGACCUAUUGAUUGGCUCUCAGCUCUUACCUUCCUGCUUUUGCAUUCUUUAUAAAGGGUUGCAAGAUGCGCAAACGAAUUUAGAUAUCAAAAAUUUCGCAAAUGAAAAUCUAUAUAUACCUUCUCUAGGUGGCUUCGGCAGCUUUGCCUAGUGCUUCGGCAGAGGUUAUUCUUUCUUCUUCUUUUCUCUCUGCAUUGUUGCCUCUAUCGUAGCCCCAUCUGCCUCUCUCUUCUCAAUCUGCAAUUUUUGCUUUUUUCGGCAAUUACAUGUUGUGGCACCUGGCCAGCCUUGCCAAACGACGUCGUGGCACCUCUUUGACAUAGUGAAUAAGUGAAACCCCGCGUUUCAUUGGUUUUGCCUUAUUUUGGAGAGACUCUGCUCAAGCUCUUGCCUUCCUGCUUUUGCAUUCUUUAAAAAUGAUUGAAAGUUAGUAUGAAUCAUCUUUACUAAUAUACCACUUUUGUAAAUUAGGUCACUGUUUAUUUGGAAUGAACUCACUUUAAAGGUGACACAGAGUAAAGUAGUACUUGUUGCUAGUGAGAGCAGUUCCACUGCAAUAAUUGUGUAGCAUAUUGGAAACAAGCCACUGUAGCAAUGUGUUGCACAAUUGUUGAAGUGGAAUUGCAGGCAAGAAGACUACCUACUGCAAUGGCAUGUCUUAGUUCCUCCCAACUCAUUGGAAGGAAAGCUGCUGUUGUCAAUUUGGAACCUGCUAACGAUGCAUUGCCCUAUGAAUGUGCUGUGAACAUAGAGGAUCUUAGAAAACUAAGUGAUGUAGUGGUGGAGCACACCCUUGGUCCAAAUGGAGAGAAGCCAGGAGGUGAUUCUGGACGCUGCAAUAAGCAGGAAGAAUGAAUUACAAUCAGUUUCAUAAUCAAAACAAAUCAAAGAAGAGGAGAAUCCUUCAGAAAGAGGACAACCCACAACAGAUUUGAGCAUCCUAGAGCAUCACCUUCAUCUACAGACAAUUCCAAUUGCUU
Messenger RNA from Prunus persica (peach), 1283 nucleotides. Its product is annotated as GPN-loop GTPase 2-like. The transcript is spliced from 5 exons. The record is from RefSeq and is a predicted model, not a curated record. Bases 898 to 1158 code for a protein of 86 amino acids. NCBI's taxonomy places the organism in Eukaryota, Viridiplantae, Streptophyta, Magnoliopsida, Rosales, Rosaceae.